Mollisia scopiformis is the source of this 2258-nucleotide messenger RNA. RefSeq names its product Pentulose kinase. The coding region runs from base 226 to 1839 and encodes 537 amino acids. NCBI's taxonomy places the organism in Eukaryota, Fungi, Ascomycota, Leotiomycetes, Helotiales, Mollisiaceae. The transcript has 6 exons. Gene Ontology annotation, molecular function: kinase activity. The record is from RefSeq and is a predicted model, not a curated record. Gene Ontology annotation, biological process: carbohydrate metabolic process.
AUUACGUCCAUCGCCUUCUCGUGUCCCAGCCUUCUCGCGGUGCUACUUUACUUGACAGAGUCAAAAAGGAGCUCCGUCCUUCUCGUGUCCCAGCCUUCUCGCGGUGCUACUUUACUUGACAGAGUCAAAAAGGAGCUCCGUCCUUCUCGUGUCCCAGCCUUCUCGCGGUGCUACUUUACUUGACAGAGUCAAAAAGGAGCUCCGUCCUUCUCGAAUAUCUAAACCAUGCUAACCAUAGGACUAAUACAGAGUCCGCCCUCGGCCCAAUGCAAUGACGAUUCUGGUAAAGAUGCUCCCGUAUCAAAUUCCCAUUACAUUGGCCUGGAUGUAGGCACUGGCAGCGCUCGGGCAUACAUUAUUGAUAGUGAGGGAGAGUUGGUAGGACAUGCCUCCGAGAAUAUCCAGCAAUGGCAGUCACGACCAGGUUGCUAUGAGCAGUCUACUGACGAUAUAUGGCACGUUGUGUGUAAUGUGGUCAGAGAAGCUAUAGUACAGAGCGGCAUUGAUCCUCACACUGUUCGGAGUAUUGCAUUUGCGGCCACAUGCUCCCUCUCUGUACACACACGUGACACCGACGAACCUGUGGAGGUGAGCGGAAGUAGUUCCUCCGGCGCUGUUCACAACAUCAUACUCUGGAUGGACCGCAGGGCCGACAUUGAAGCGGCUUCCAUCAAUAGCAAAGCGCACAGUCUUCUCAAAUACCUUGGCGGCUCAAUAUCGGUACUCAUGGAACUGCCCAAAGUAUUAUGGCUAAAGAACAAUACACCGAAAGAGGUUUUCGACAGAUGCAAGUUUUAUGAUCUGAACGAUGCUCUCACCCACAUCGCGACGGGGAACGUGAGCAUACCUUGUACCGCUGCCUGCGACCAGGAGACAUUACCUCUUGGUGUGGACGGGACAAUCAAAGGAUGGGACAGGGAAUUCUUGGCAGAUAUUGGAUUAGAGGAUCUGGUGGCAAAUGACUUCGAGAAAGUCGGUGGGGUGUGCAAGCACGGACGUCGGCUCUGGCAUCAUGCAUAUGCUGGUUGGGUGGGCACUGUUGGAGCACAGCUCCAAGCACCAGGAAAUCCGGAUGCCUUUCCUGUGCAAUCCAGGUUGGCGUUAGUGGCUGGUACAUCAAGUUGCCUCAUUGUGGUCUCAAAAGCCCCUAUUUUCGUCCACGGUAUCUGGGGCCCUUAUAAGGACUGGGUAUUGCCGGGAUUCUGGAUGUCAGGAGGUGGUCAGACUGCUUCAGGCCAGUUACUGCAGCAUAUGCUGCAGAUCCACCCUGCAUAUGAAAUUACCAUGUCCCUUGCUGAAUCUCAGAAAUCGAACAUAUUUGAAGCCGCUACUUCUUCUUCUAUGAGGGGGUCGGCGAUUGGCCUCACAGCCGACAAAAGUUUAGACAGCCUUGCUAUCACUUACUACGGCGUCAUCGAAUUUCUCGCUCUCCAAAUACACCAAAUAAUUUCCGAGAUGAACCGCGCCGGGCAUACUAUCUCGUCGAUCUUCAUGUCGGGCUCGCAAUGCCAGAACAAAUUCCUAGUAGCCACCAUUGCAACGGCGUGCAAACUUCCAGUUGUCACUCCAAGAUAUGAGAACGCUGCUGUGUGUUGCGGCGCGGCGCUGCUGGCUGCCAAAGCUAGCACGGUGGAGCAAAACGGUAAUACUGAGGACCUCUGGACCGUCAUCCAACGCCUCAGCAAGUCGGGGGAGUUGGUUCGACCGUCGGAUGAUGAAGAUGUGCGAGCGCUGCUGGACGUCAAAUACCAGGUCUUCCUCGAGCAGUGUGAGAGGCAGAGGGUUUUUAGAGCCUCAGUCGAUAAGGUAACUGUGGCGAAGCACAAGUAUAAUCGUUGACGAGCAUGCCUUCUCUUAGAUUCUCAUUUAGCCCAAACCACUGUUUCGAGAGUCACAUGCUAUGCCCGUCCUCUAUUAGCCCACAGGACAGAACCGGAUAUAAGACAAUAACCUCUCUUCGUUCCCUGAAAUUAGCGCUCGUUUAGGAAAAGAAAGAUAAAAUCGAACUGUGAGAAGAAACAUUAGAGGAUUAGUGCUGUAUCGUCUUUUUUGGCGGUCGAGGCCAACACCAAGAACUCCGCCGGCGGGAAAGACAGCCCGUGGACAAUUAUGCAAAUACUCGGACAAAGGGGGGAUAUUCGGCAGCCAGUAGAUGACGCCUUAUUAAGAGACCUACUUAAUACAAAGUAUAUUAUCUAUCUGGAACAAUGGGAAGGACAAAGAGUGUUCAGGGACAUGGUUGAAAAGACGAUUUCAAG